Saccoglossus kowalevskii is the source of this 2097-nucleotide messenger RNA. RefSeq lists its product as uncharacterized. Gene Ontology annotation, cellular component: plasma membrane; signaling receptor complex. Lineage: Eukaryota; Metazoa; Hemichordata; Enteropneusta; Harrimaniidae. Gene Ontology annotation, molecular function: transmembrane receptor protein tyrosine kinase activity; ATP binding. The record is from RefSeq and is a predicted model, not a curated record. Gene Ontology annotation, biological process: cell surface receptor protein tyrosine kinase signaling pathway; multicellular organism development; protein phosphorylation.
AUGACCUUCCAUCCUCCGCAUCUCAGGCUAUACUUGCUAUGCCAGAAGAGGGUUACACUCAAAUGGGCUGGUCACUUCUUUAAUGCGUUUCAUCGGGACAACAAAAUACUGAACGCUAUCAAAGACACAGAUCCACCCAUGGUUCCUGCAUUCGACGACGUCACAGGUCAACCGAGCACGUCACGAUCACGCGAAGCUAUACCCAAUGUAGACGGCAUCGUGAGAUUCAAGUUUGACUACGCUGGUCCCGACUCUGGCAAGACGGUGCCAACCCAGUGGAUUGAGGUCGACGCACCACUGGCAGAGAAAGAAAUAUCAAUAUCCGCCUCUAGUGGGCAAAAGAUAACGGUCUGGAUGAAAGCUUAUGACGUAAUGGGGAACGAACAAGAGGAUAAAGCUUACAUAUAUGUGGACGAAACUCCCCCAGACGCAGAAUUCAAAAUGGUUGACAGCGACGGCAAUGAUAUGUCAAUGGAUGGUACCAUCAUGGACUUUGACAAUAACCAAAUCAUGAUGCAGGUCAGUGACGAGGAAAGUGGUAUUCACAAAAUUACGUGGGAAAUACGUGAUGCAGAAACCGGGACUAUUAUUUAUGCUGAAGGAGAGGUUACUGAGAAUAAACCGUCGGACGGAAAUUGUCCUACCUCUGAAUGCGAGUGUUUGGACAUAGCUGAUAUAUGUUACUAUAGUGUUUACAUCAUCAGUACUGAGAGUGCUACCAUGAUGGAAAUGCCCGACGGCGACGUUGAAUGUGUGAUGAAAAUAAUUGUAUACAAUAAUGCUAUGAUUGAAACACCAAUGGAAAUGACGUUAAUGGCUCGCGCUCCAAGCAAACGUGUCGGUGGCAGUGGAGGCGGGAGUGCUGGUGCCGUCGCUGGGGGCGUUAUUGUCGUUAUUAUUAUCAUACUUAUCAUUGUUGCCGUUAUAAUUCUGUGGCGAAAAAACAUGCUACCUAAGUUUUUCAAUAGAGGCCCACCUAUUACCAGAGCAUCAGAUUGGAGUGCAUCAGCACAGAAUCUCGGGAAUGUAAACUACCAGUAUGAUCAUGGGGAAGAGGGUGAAGUUAAGGCAGCAAAAGGUCAGCUCCCACCACACACAACAAACGACUACUCCGUCAUGCCAACGAUUAAACCGAAAUUCGACGCAGGCGCGGCAUUAACCGUUGAGGAAAUGGAAUUUCCUUCAUCUAGGAUCCAACUGCGAGAGCUUCUUCAUUCAGGAGUGUAUAAAGCUAAUGCGUCCAGUAUUAGUGGCAUCCCAGGGACUUCCAGUGUACUUGUAAAGACCUUGAAAGAUCCCAACAACAGGUCUCAGCGGGAAAUGCUUCUACACGAAUUAGACAUCAUGUUGACUAUCAUCCCUCACGAUAACGUCAUACGUUUGCUGGGCUGCAUCACCACCCGGGGGACUCCCAAGCCGAGCAUCAUCAUGGAAUUCGCACAAUAUGACAACUUGUCACAAGUUUUACGCCGCAGCCGCCAAUCGAAUCCUGACCGUCCGGACGACGUAUACGGUAACCUGUUUGAGGGCAGUGACACCUUGACGUCACAGAAACUGCUGCUAUUCUCCGAACAAGUAGCCAGCGGCAUGGAGCAUGUCAGUAGCCUAGGCAUCAUUCACCGUAAACUUGGCGCAAGAAACGUAUUUGUGGGUAAUAAUGAAAUCUGCAAAAUUGGUUCGUUCUCUAAAGCUAUUCAAACUGACAAACGGGAAGUGAAAGACAAGCAAGAGACCCGUCUGCCGAUUCGUUGGAUGGCUCCAGAGUCUCUUAGCAACCACAUUUUCUCGUUCAAGACAGAUGUCUGGUCCUUCGGAAUUUUGUUAUGGGAGAUUGUUACCUUAGGUGCUUUACCUUACCCCGGAAUGAAGAACAAAGAAAUCACCGAAAAAGUUGCUAAGGGUUACCGUAUGGAAAAACCACCUCAUUGUACCCAGGAACUGUUCACUGUGAUGCUUCGUUCUUGGAACAAGAACAUAGAACGGCGUCCUGGAUUUGGCGAACUGGUUCAAGAAAUCAGAUACAUUAAUAGACAGGAAGAGGUUGUCAACCUGAACCAAUACGACAGUGAACUCUAUGGUGAUAUCAAUGAUAUGUAA